ACGCGAGUAUGUCCGACAGCUCUUGAAGGCAGCAUCGUUCCUGCGAGCGGAGGCACUUUUCUCCUCCUAUCAGCGCCAUUGUGUGACAGAGUCUCGGGGAGCAAGGAGGACGGUUUGUCCUUCUGUAGCCGACGGGACUCUUUAAAUACCCUCCAUGUUUCUCUUUCAAACUCCGGCGGACCUGGAUGUGAUAUAUGUUCGGUAAAGGUGCGAAGCGGAAGCUGGACGAGGAUGAAGAGGGGCUGGAAGGCAAAACGCUGGAGGCGCCGGUGGCGGGAGGGGGAAUAGGCCUCGGUCCGGAGGGCCUGUCCAAGGUGUCGUACACCCUGCAGCGGCAGACCAUCUUUAACAUCUCCUUGAUGAAGCUGUAUAGCCAGCGGCCGCUCGGCGAGCCCAGCCUGGAGCGCCGCGUUUUAAUCAACAACAUGCUGCGACGCAUCCAGGAUGAACUCAAGCAGGAAGGCUCCCUGCGGCCACUGCUCUUGCCACCCUCGCCGCCUCCUGACGACCCCAUGGACGAGGGCUACCGUGAGGCACCGCCCUCCUUUGGUGUUUUGUCAGUGGCAUCGGCAGCACAGGUAUCCCAGCCUUCUACGCUGUUGAUGCCGGUGAUCGUUCCACCACCUUCACCCCACCCAAUGGUGCCUCCCAACUGCCAGGCAUCCCAGGCCUGCUCAAACCGUGUGGAGGCCUUCCCCGCCCCUUUGGAAGCCUGCCUCACUCCAGCCUCUUUACUGGAGGAGGAUGGUGGAGAUUCAGCCUUUUGUACUUCAUCCCCACCCACUCCUCCUCUGUCGCCUCCACCGGUGCAGCCUCCUCCGUUACCUUCGGCACUUCUGAGCCAGGCGUCCCCCGGGGUCCCUGUGCCCGCCUCGUCCAAUGACAGUUUCCCCUCCGCUCGGAGUGACAUGGAGUUGUGUACUUCCACAGCCAUAACAAGAACAGAAGCAGCUAAUACUACGACCGUGACUACCUCCCCAGCUCCCACGCCACUCACCCAGCCCUCCCACUUAGCAGCCCUCUCCCCAGCACCCAAAGACUGCAGGACAAUGGGUGCUAAACCAGAGGCAGCUGGCGUCUUGCUAGUCGAAGCCUGCUGUGCCGAUCUCCGGCCGAUGGACACUUUGCCCACACUGCCCCCUGUUGGCCUAGUAGACAUUUCUUCCUCUUCCUCUUCUUCCUCUCCCUCGGGGUUUCUCUCAGACUUGGCACUGGACGACGUCCUGUUCGCCGACAUCGACACGUCCAUGUAUGACUUUGAUCCCUGUACGACAGCGGGGGCUGUGGGCGCGGCGGCAGGUGGUGGACUCACCAAACUGUCGCCGGUGGUGACGGCGGACGACCUCCUCAAAUCGCUGGCAUCGCCGUACAGCGGCCCUGCCCCCCAGGUUUCAGCCAAUCAGCCUUUCAAAAUAGAUCUGACAGAACUGGACCACAUCAUGGAGGUGUUGGUGGGCUCGUAACUCGCCAACACCACCACCUCAGAAACACAGACAGUUUCAUAUGGCGAACAGACUGGAAUGAUUUGGUUAUUUUCCUGGUUGUUGUUUUUAUGUUUUUUUUAAAAAAACUCUCUUCAAAGGUCGGUAAUUGUAAACGUCGAUAGUGAUGUCACUUAGUACUACUAUGACAACUACUACUACACAACACUGUGCAUGCACUGUGCUCGCCUUUCCAAAUAUGGAAAAGAAGUAACCGGGAAACAAAGAGACACAUACAUUUGUAUUUCUAUAUUUGUGAGGACCUCCAUUGAUUCCAUUCAUUCCCUAAUCCUAAUUUAAACCUAAUCAUAGUUUUACUCUUUAACCUGAACCUAAGCCUUAAUCCUAAAAAGUAACUGUAAAUAGAAAAAACUAAUUGUGAAAAAUUGUCCUCACUCUGGAGGAUUUUUGCAAUCAUUCUAUCCUUGUACUCCUCACAGGUAUAGUAAUACAAGUGAACACACAUAGACAUGACACACACACACACAAACACACUGAAAUCAUGGCUUUUAGCAGAUGAGUGCCUUUCAAAAUGACCACUUCUUCAAUUCCUGUUUUUACAGUAUUUGUCUUUUUUCUAGUUCUUUUCACUUUAACAGCCUAGAGAGGUCAAUCCUCAAUGUUUUUUUUUAUUUAUUAUAUUGUGUUAAAACUAUUAUUAAGUAAGGUAAUUUGUUAUGAUCAAAUAAUUAUUUAAUCUUUAUCUUAUUACAUAUGCUAUGUUUAUUUGUAAAGCAAGCAUAAAAAGGUUUUACAAGGAA
Messenger RNA from Perca flavescens (yellow perch), 2242 nucleotides. It is a transcript of the gene sertad2b, whose product is annotated as SERTA domain containing 2b. Gene Ontology annotation, cellular component: nucleus. Gene Ontology annotation, molecular function: transcription regulator activity. Lineage: Eukaryota; Metazoa; Chordata; Actinopteri; Perciformes; Percidae. The transcript has 2 exons. The record is from RefSeq and is a predicted model, not a curated record. Bases 195 to 1463 code for a protein of 422 amino acids.